Molecule: messenger RNA, 483 nt
Organism: Suhomyces tanzawaensis NRRL Y-17324
Lineage: Eukaryota; Fungi; Ascomycota; Pichiomycetes; Serinales; Debaryomycetaceae
Exons: 1
Coding region: 65-358 (97 amino acids)
Source: RefSeq, a predicted model, not a curated record
UGUAUUACCUUUUUGGGACUAAUGGAAUCUUUCGGUUUAUUUGGACAAGCUCCCUUGGUUCUACAUGCUCCACUUCCAUACCAACUUACUUUCAAGUAAAGCUUUAGCUCUUGUACGGUAUUUUCCAUCUAUAUACGGGACUCUUAUCAUAUCGUACACUCGUAUAUUUUUCUUCUGCGCUCGUGAGCCGUGCAUCGGCUGGGGCUUAAAACUCAGAUCUUUAUUCCGAGACCCUACACCUAGUUUGAGGUGUAUCAGCAGUGGCCAAUCUCCAGUUGAACAACAACCCUACCAUCGUUGUUCCAAGAUAGCCAUCCCUGUUUCAACCAACAUAAUCCCAAGACGUGUCCGGAUUUGACAGCCUUGGCGAUCUCGCCUCGUCUGAGUCAAAAUAGGACAUGACGCAAGUGACAUAUUGUGUCAUCUUCCACCGCCAUUUAGAUAUAUAAAUGGCCUGCCCACAAAAAUGCCACAUUGACAGGC